Molecule: messenger RNA, 390 nt
Organism: Magnolia sinica
Lineage: Eukaryota; Viridiplantae; Streptophyta; Magnoliopsida; Magnoliales; Magnoliaceae
Product: MDIS1-interacting receptor like kinase 2-like
Exons: 2
Coding region: 1-390 (129 amino acids)
Biological process (GO): protein phosphorylation
Molecular function (GO): ATP binding; protein kinase activity
Source: RefSeq, a predicted model, not a curated record
AUGAACAAAGGAAAUACCUUUUCAACAUGGAAUUAUGAUGGGAUUGCCACGUUUGAAGACAUUGUAGAGGCAACAGAUGGUUUUGAUGACAAAUACCGCAUUGGAACUGGAGCGUAUAUGAAAGUUUACAAAGCAAAUCUACCAGGAGGCCAGAUAGUAGCUGUGAAAAAACUUCACCCACUUGAAGUCUACGAGUAUAUGGAAAGGGGAAGCUUGGCAAGCAUCCAAAGCAAUGGUGAAGGAGCUGCACAGUUGGACUCUACUUUGAGGGUGAAUGUUAUCAAAGGCGUGACCCAUGCUUUAUCUUACAAGCACCAUGAUUGUAACCUGCCGUUUGUCCAUCGAGACCUAUCAAGCAACAAUGUUCUGUUGAAUUCAGAACUAGGCUAG